Eucalyptus grandis is the source of this 384-nucleotide messenger RNA. RefSeq lists its product as uncharacterized. Bases 1 to 384 code for a protein of 127 amino acids. The record is from RefSeq and is a predicted model, not a curated record. NCBI's taxonomy places the organism in Eukaryota, Viridiplantae, Streptophyta, Magnoliopsida, Myrtales, Myrtaceae. The transcript has a single exon.
AUGAUGGGAGAGAGAUAUGGCGGUGGACCGCCCCAACAAGGGCUCCUCCUCGCGGUGGUGCUCGGCGUGGUGGUCCUCGGCCCGUACGUCCUAGGCGAGCAAGGCCAGGCCAUGUUCGACGCCAUCGUGGAGCUGCUCUCGCCCGCCAGCCUCCUCAUCUUCACCGUUGUCCUCCUCCUCACCAUCCAAUUCAUCUCGUCCAACCGCCGUGUCCACUUCUCACCCGGCUAUCCUCCCUACGGCGAACCAGAUCCGCUCGAGCGAUACUUCGGGGGGUCGCCGUCUCCUGUCGGGGUCGCGUUGGUUCUCAUCCUGGUCUUGUUUCUGCUGCAGAAUAAGGUAUCUCUCUUCGGUGGAGGCGAGGAGGAUGAAGGCGAUGAGUGA